UUGGAGUGGUCGCUCUGCUUAACCACCCCGUAAUACUGCAAUUAUUUUUAAUAAUUUAUUUACGUGUAUAAAUACGGCAAAUGGAAAAAUGUCCGGCAUCAGUGCGUCGCUGUGUGUGCUUCGACAUCGACAAUAUGAAAUUCUUGUUGUUAGUUUUCUUUGCCCUCAUCGUUCUGACUCAAGCAGAACAAGAACAACAGGAAGACGUUGUUGAAGUGAAGAAACCGGUAAAAAGAGGUAUUGGAUUGGGUUAUGGAUAUGGAUACGGCUACGGCGGAUAUGGAGGAUAUGGCCAUUAUUAUCCCUCAUAUUCCUAUUAUCCAGUUAUCAAAUCAUACUACGGAGGCUAUGGAGGCUAUGGAGGAUAUGGCGGAUAUGGACAUGGAUUAGGAUAUGGAUACCCAUAUGGUGACUGGUGGUGGUAAAUUCGCCAAUGUUUGGUUUUAAUAAAGUAUUGUUAAGAAUAUUGUAUAUAUGAAUAAAUUAUUGAAAAAU
This is a messenger RNA of Aethina tumida (small hive beetle), 495 nucleotides long. RefSeq names its product prismalin-14-like. Lineage: Eukaryota; Metazoa; Arthropoda; Insecta; Coleoptera; Nitidulidae. The record is from RefSeq and is a predicted model, not a curated record. Bases 81 to 425 code for a protein of 114 amino acids. The transcript is spliced from 3 exons.